AUGGCCCCUUUGGCCCCUGAACUGCCGGAGGAGUCCGUUGAGAACUCCCUUGAGAAUUUUGACAGCGAGCGCUCGGACUCAGAAACCUCUGACCAGAGCCUCCGAGGCCUUUGUGCCUCGGUCGCCCUGAGGUCCCUGGUCUUAGGCCAGGUAAUUUCGAUCAUGAAUACACUGACUGGGAUCUUUUCGGCCACGCUUGCCGACGAUGGGAUAAGCAUACCUACCAUCCAGUCGAGCCUCAACUAUUUCUUGCUUGCACCGCUGCUCCUCCUUGCCUAUCCGAAGAUCCGAGCAGAAGGCCUGAGGUUGCCCUGGUGGCGCUACGCCCUCUGGGCUCUGGCAGAUGUGGAAGGGAACUAUUUGGUUGUCACUGCCUACCGCUACACCUCCGUGGCAUCGGUCAUGCUGCUGGACGGCUUCACAGGGCCCGCGGUGAUGCUGCUUUCGCGCCUCCUGCUCGGCACCAGGUACAUUGUGGGUCACAUCGUCGCUUGCGUCGUCUGCCUUUGCGGACUGAGUUUGACGGUCUUUGCAGACAGUGCCCAGAGGGAGUCAGCUCCAACUGCCUGGUCGGGGGAUCUCCUCGUGAUUUUGGGAACCUUAUGCUAUGCUGCCUCGAACGUUCAACAGGAGUUCCUGCUGAAAAAUCACUGUAGCCGCUAUGAGGCCCUUGGAAUGCUGGGCCUGUGUGGCAGCGUCAUCUCUUGCGUUCAGGCGAUCUCGCUUGAGGGCCACAUCUUUGUGGAAAUUGAUUGGGCCUGGAAAGACGUUGCCUGUUUACUUGGGUUUCAGGCCUGCCUCUUUGGGGUCUACAUGUUGGUGAGCAUCUUCCUGCAAAUCUCCGAUGCCGCCGUGUUCAAUAUGUCCUUGCUUACCUGCGACGUGUACAGCAUCCUCUUCUCUUGGCAGGUUCAGCAUAAGAACAUCACCUGGACCUACGCAGCUGCAUUUAUCCUGACCAUCUCGGGGCUCAUCUGGUACUACCGGCAGAAGUUUGACAGCUCGUUGGGUGAGAGUGAGAGUGUGCGUGCGCUGCGGAACCCUGGUGCCAGAGCGGAGUCGCUACUGUGCCGGGUGCUUGCCCAGUACGUCGCUAAAGACGACCUGGCACUCAGAAGCUCAUCAUUGCCAAGCAGUGCUCCAUGGCUCCCGAUGUCUGCUGUGGCUCGUCAGGGGUCGCCUGGUCAGCGCCAGCGCCGACGGAAGUCCGACUCAACGUACGUUCACCUUAAAGUGGUCCUCAUCUCAGGGGAGUGUGCGAACUUUUCCAUUCGAUCCGAUGCCAAAGUCUCAGAGGCCAAGGCCCAGGCUGCGGUGGCGCUGGGUGUCGUGGCAACAAGCUUGAUCUCUGACACCGGCGGCUGCCUUGUGGAUCACAUGACUUUGGCGGAGGCCGGCGUGAAAGAUGGCAGCAUAUUGGCAGCCCAGCUGGCAGACGAGGUGCGACUCUACACCAACAGGGGAGCCUUCGCAUACAUCAACCCUGACGGGGACGUUCUGACAUGGGGUGAUCCAGAGGGCGGUGGUGACAGCCGCUUUGUGCAACACCGCUUUGAGCGUCAAGUUGCAAGGAUCUUUUCUACCGAUUUCGCUUUCGCGGCGUUGCUCCAUGAUGGUCGCGUCCUCACCUGGGGAGAUCCUCUCUCGGGUGGUGACUGCUCGGCAGUCGAAACGCAGCUUGUGGAGGUCACAAACAUUGUGGGCAACCGCGGUGCGUUCGCUGCCUUGCGACGUGGGGGAAGCGUCGUCGUCUGGGGGCACCAAGCCUACGGCGCAGAUUCUACGGCUGUGCGUGAUCAACUGCAUGGCGUUGUGCAGCUUUGCAAGACCGGCAGCGCCUUCGCGGCCCUAAGAGCAGACGGCCACGUUGUCACCUGGGGCAAUGCUGCGGCCGGAGGCGACAGUCGCUACGUCUACGAUCAACUUCAACGUGAUGUAAGCUACUUGGUCUCCAACGAGCACGCCUUUGUGGCCGUCCGCCGGGAUGGGACUGUCGCAACGUGGGGCGAUCCGGCGAGGGGAGGAGAUUGCUCAGCGGUGGCAUCGAAGCUGAAGCAAGGUAUCAAGAUGAUUUGUCCAAACUCUGUUGCUUUUGCUGUCGUCUUGGAGAACAACUCGGUUGUCUCUUGGGGGCUGUCCAGCGGUGGCGGCUCGACGCGCCAGGUUCAGGCCCAGCUGAGAUCCAAAGUCCUGAAGAUCUAUGCGACUUCCCAGGCCUUCACGGCCUUGAAAGAGAGCGGCAAUGUCAUCUCCUGGGGCCUAGAGUCGGAUGGAGGGGACAUCCUGGCUCGCCCAGAGGACAGGGGCGAAGUGGACCGCAUAUUCUGCACAGACCACGCCUUCGCUGCGCUCUCCCGACGUGAUGGGCGCGUCACUUGUUGGGGUGCCAAAGAAUCCGGUGGCGACUGCAGCGCAGUGGCUUCACAGCUGCAUGGGGUCUUUGAGAUCUGUGGUACAUGCCAGGCCUUCGCUGCACUUCGCCACGACGGCUCAGUAGUGGCCUGGGGCAACCCGACCAGAGGAGGUGAUGUUGGCUCCUGCGGCCCUCAGUUGCAGGGCGGCGUUCUUCGCCUCUUCUCCAACCGGUUGGCCUUCGCAGCGGUGAAGCGUGAUGGGAGCAUUCUUACAUGGGGCGGCCGAGAUGGUGGAGGCCCGCUCCGUCCGCCUCAGCGGCAAGCACUCACACGAACUGAGAGCGGAUUGAAGGUCAAAUGA
This is a messenger RNA of Symbiodinium natans, 2715 nucleotides long. Lineage: Eukaryota; Dinophyceae; Suessiales; Symbiodiniaceae. The record is from the annotation of a GenBank genome assembly.